Messenger RNA from Orbilia oligospora ATCC 24927, 2187 nucleotides. RefSeq lists its product as uncharacterized. The transcript has 6 exons. Gene Ontology annotation, molecular function: protein binding. Bases 1 to 2187 code for a protein of 728 amino acids. NCBI's taxonomy places the organism in Eukaryota, Fungi, Ascomycota, Orbiliomycetes, Orbiliales, Orbiliaceae. Gene Ontology annotation, biological process: regulation of actin filament polymerization. The record is from RefSeq and is a predicted model, not a curated record.
AUGGCUGAUGAAGCUCCCCCAAACUUCGGGGCAGAGCUGAAGGAUGCCUUCAAGCCAGUCAAUACCUGGGUAUCCAACGGCAUCGCCUGGAUCGCAGACGUCGAAGAAUUCUACCGCGAAAGAUCCGUAAUCGAAAAGGAAUACUCUACAAAACUCGGUCUCCUCGCCAAACGUUUCUUUGAAAAGAAAUCCAAAAAGACGGCCUCCCUUAGCGUCGGCGACAGCCCCCUGAUGACACCCGGUAGCUUGGAAAGUGCCUCGAUGACAACAUGGAACUCUCUCAUCACAACUACCGAAAUCGUCUCCCAGGAACACGACAAGCUUGCGACGGAGAUGAUCACGAAGUGUGCGGAAACACUCAAGGUCCUAAAUAGCCGUUACGAAACUUUUCGCAUCCAACACGAGAAGUUCGAGAAACGUCUUCUUACCGAUAGAGACGCACAGUACUCCGAGCUUCGAAAGACAAAGGCUGCCUACGAUGCCACCUGUAAAGAACUAGAAGGCAAACGGGUGAAGGUGGAAAAGUCGUUCGAUCACGGGAGACCAAAGGCCCAAAAGAGCUACGAUUCCCAAAUGGCCGAAAUGCACAAUGUCAAGAACACCUACCUUAUCACCCUCAAUGUCACCAAUGCAAUCAAGGAAAAAUACUACCACACGGAUAUCCCAGAUGUACUUAGCUCGCUACAGGAUUUGAACGAAACAAGGGUUCAAGCGAUGAAUACCGUAUGGAAGUUAUCUUGUAACAUGGAGUCUGCAGCCUUGAUCCGGUGCUCGGACCACAUGAAGAAGAUGCACGCCGAAAUUGAACGUAACCUACCACAUCUCGACUCGCUCAUGUUUAUCGCACACAACCAGCCCCAAGAUGGAUGGCGAGAGCCUCCAGAUUUCUUUUUCGAGCCCAGCCCUAUAUGGCACGAUACCGACGACAUUGUAAUUGAUGAGGCUGCGAGAGUAUGGCUGCAAAAUAAGAUUGCGAAGAGUCAGACUGGAUUGAUAUCUUAUCGGACAGAAGUUGAGAAACGGCGCAAGGAUGUCGAGUCCAUGCAGGUGAAACGGGAAAAGGCUAGAGGAUCAUCUGAAUCUCAAGCAGGAAGAACCACGGCAGAAGAAAUGGAUAUUUUAAGGAACCUGCUUAACGGCCAAGAAGAGCUGGCGGCAGUUAAUUCCAAGAGAGUGGCACUAGAAACAGAAGUCGAUACCGUAAGGCAGGCGUGCGGAGAUAUCGACAAAAAUGCACAUUCCCACAAAUUCAAAUCUGCUUCCUUCAAAAUACCUACAUCCUGCGAUCUGUGUCACGAAAAGAUAUGGGGCCUAUCAGCUAAAGGAAUGACUUGCAAGGAUUGCGGAUUUAAUUGCCACGCAAAAUGCGAAAUGCGGGUCGCCGCGAAUUGCCCUGGUCCGCUGGACAAAACCGCAAAGAAGGCUCUGAAGGAUGUACGGCAGAACAGAGGGAGCGUUAGCAUAGACAAACUGAGCGAACUACCGGCAUCCAACGGUAGCUCCAUCGGGGUCAACAGGUCGAAUACCGUUACGUCCGUUUCGACUAACUCUACAGCAACCGUUGAGAGAUCGGGGACGGUGAAGAGCACGGCUACUACUUCUACGGCUGCUACAUCGACAGCUCCUAGCGCUAGUUCGUCGAAACCACCAGCUCGAAGAGUGCUUGCUCCUCCACCCGCAGCAUAUAUUGCCGAACUUCCAGCAGACGAGGCUGUACCGGACGGACCAAAGGGAAAAAUGCUUUACUCGUACACUGCAGGCGGGGAUGGAGAAAUUUCGGUAGGAGAAGGGAAAGAAGUGAUCAUAGUUCAGCCAGAUGAUGGCGGAUGGACAAAAGUCAGAAAUGGCACAGUGACAGGUCUCGUUCCAACAACUUAUGUUGAGACUUUGGGAUCUUCGUCUUCAGCGAGGACCGUGUCAUCGCCAACAUCAACAAUCGACUCACGGCGAGAAUCCAUAAUAGGCGGGAAGAAGAAAGGACCAGCUGUUGCUCCGAAGCGUGGUGCAAAGAAACUGGUACAUGUCCAUGCUAUUUAUGAUUACAAAGCCCGGACGGAAGAUGAGUUUGAUAUGGCAGAAGGUGAUAAGUUCGUGCUGAUCGCUGAUGAUGAUGGGAGCGGGUGGGCGGAGGUUGAGAAGAACGGGGUGAAGAGGAUGGUGCCGGCGAAUUAUCUUGAGAAGGCUUGA